CGCUCAUUUCACAGAAGAAGUAUUUUUCUUUUCGGAAACAGAUCCCGACAAAGCGGCCCUAUUUCUUUUCAGCCCGAAAAAGUCGAAUUAUCCGAAAACCGACGAUGUACGCCAGGACAAAUACCGGCAGCACACACGGAGACUUUCAAGAUAGAAACGGAGUAAAUUAUGUGACAUCAACAGAGUCUUUCGGCCACUGCUCUCAAUUGUUCUGGAAAAAGGAUCCCAACGACUCCGGACCGAGUUCGACCAUCAGCUGGUGCGAUCAGCUCCCUACGUCCUCGGCAGCCCUCUCCAGUUCCAGUCUCUCCUCAGCGUCACUCUCCAGCUCCAGUCUCUCCUUGGAGUCCCGAGCACCGGCGCCAGCAGCGACAGACGACAUGGAUUCCGACGAGAGGCCGUACGCCUGCGACAUGUGCACCUGCGCCUACAAGCAUGCCAGCUCCCUGCUCAACCACAAGCUCACCCACAAGACUGGAGACUUCAGGUGCGACUUUUGCAGCAAGCCCUACACCAACUACAUGUCCCUGCGCAACCACAUGCGAAUCCACGGUCAGAAGCGCUACAUGUGCGACCUGUGCGGUAAGGCCUUCCGUCUGGCCCGGUACCUCCGUAACCACCAGAGGAUCCACGACGACGGGCCCAACCGCUUCGACUGUCCCUCCUGCUGUAAGAGCUACAGGACCAUGCUGGAGCUGGCCCAGCACCGCUGCACUGCUGCUGCCACAACCAACCAGAACCGGUUCAACUGCCCGUCCUGCUUUAAGAGCUACAGAACCAUGCUGGACCUGGCCCAGCACCGCUGCAGCGCCGCGGCCAAAAACCAGUCUGGUGGUCGUCGUUCCAAUUACGGCAGCGGUCAUCGCCGGCAGCAGCAACAGCAGCAGCAGAACAGGGCCAAUGCCAUGAUGCAACCGCCGCAUGGGGGACACGGCCAGCAGGAGCCUCUGCCCUCCCACUGCGUCUCCCCCAUGUCCCAGGGAGGUGUGACCAGCCAGUCUGACCCGCACCAGCAGGGCCGUCCCAGCUCGGUGUCCUCCCAGAGCAGCCAGCAGAGCAUGAGGAGCACGUCCUCCAACAAACACAUCUCCUCCUCCAGUGCCACCCCGUCCUCCUCCUACUCCCUGCUCCAGCCCCUGGUACCUGAGGUAAAGGAGCUGAGCUCGGGAUACACUAGGCUGAGCGCCAACCCCAUGCCGAAGCACCAGGACACUUUCUCUCUGGCCCCCCAGCGUCCCCUCACCACCAUCACCCCAUCGGCCACUCCCAUCCGAACGGAGCGUCCACGCUAAGCCUUCCCCGGUGCCACGCACCAUCCAGGCCAUGCCCUGGGAGCAGCGCUCCUCUACAAUCAAUGAGACCCUCUGGAACCAGCCGCCCUGACACCCCCCCCCCCCCCCCCCCCCUCUUCACGUCCACCAUCACCCCCACACACACUCCUCAUUCCUCCACCCCUUUCGGACCCAGCAAGGAGGGAGGACUUGGACGCCCCUCCACCGCCUCACCUUCCGUUAGAACGUUGUGUUUGGGAUUGGAGAAGGGCCCAUUGAGAACUAGUUGAGAUUGAUACUGAGUAGUUAGGUUUAAAAAAA
Molecule: messenger RNA, 1592 nt
Organism: Etheostoma spectabile (orangethroat darter)
Lineage: Eukaryota; Metazoa; Chordata; Actinopteri; Perciformes; Percidae
Product: zinc finger protein 646
Exons: 7
Coding region: 105-1292 (395 amino acids)
Biological process (GO): regulation of DNA-templated transcription
Molecular function (GO): RNA polymerase II cis-regulatory region sequence-specific DNA binding; DNA-binding transcription factor activity, RNA polymerase II-specific
Source: RefSeq, a predicted model, not a curated record